CUGAUUCAUUCGGGGCUGGAACUCGAACGCUGACGUCGGCUUCUGAGCCGGGCGCUGCCUCGCGCCUGAUUGGCGGGUCCUCGGGGCCGCCCUCCCCAGCGCACCACCCCUGGGUUCCCUCCUGGGUCCGCAGUGGAAACACUGCCCUCUCCCUUCUUGACCCCUAGCCCUUCUUCCCCUCCCUCCUUCCCUCCUGUCGCCGUCUUUUCUGGCGCCGCUGCUCCCGGAGGAGCCCCCGACACGGCGAUGGGUUCUCGGGCCUCCACGUUACUGCGGGACGAAGAGCUCGAGGAGAUCAAGAAGGAGACCGGCUUUUCCCACAGUCAAAUCACUCGCCUCUACAGCCGGUUCACCAGCCUGGACAAAGGAGAGAAUGGGACUCUCAGCCGGGAAGAUUUCCAGAGGAUUCCAGAACUUGCCAUCAACCCAUUGGGGGACCGGAUCAUCAAUGCCUUCUUUCCAGAGGGAGAGGACCAGGUAAACUUCCGUGGAUUCAUGCGAACUUUGGCUCAUUUCCGCCCCAUUGAGGAUAAUGAAAAGAGCAAAGAUGUGAAUGGACCCGAACCACUCAACAGCCGGAGCAACAAACUGCACUUUGCUUUUCGACUAUAUGAUUUGGAUAAAGAUGACAAGAUCUCCCGUGAUGAGCUGUUACAGGUGCUACGCAUGAUGGUCGGAGUAAAUAUCUCAGAUGAGCAGCUGGGCAGCAUCGCAGACAGGACCAUUCAGGAGGCUGAUCAGGAUGGGGACAGUGCCAUAUCUUUCACAGAAUUUGUUAAGGUUUUGGAGAAGGUGGAUGUAGAACAGAAAAUGAGCAUCCGAUUUCUUCACUAAAGGACGGAGACCAAACUGUUCCUUGAGGUCUAGUAUUUAAGAACUGGAACUUGAAAGUCCUCCUUCCACCAACCCCACCUCUCCCCCAUCAUUCCCUUUCUCCCUAAGUACUACUGCUGUUGCAUGACAACCCUGAAUAUGUUCUGUCAACACAAAUCUGCCUUUGAUGUAUAAACAGGGCAUUACAGAAUGGUACACCCAGUCUAUUUCUGUUCGGUAUUAUUCACUUGUUCUUCAUUUAUAAAUAUCAUCUUCCCCAUUCUGCUGCUGAAUGCCACACGUCCAUCCAGUCUGAGAAAGUGAGAGAGGGACUCAUGCCAAGAACAAGCCAGCAAAGCUCUUUCACUGGAUGUAGACUGUAGCCCUGCUGUCUUCCCUCCAGCGAGCCUGCCAGCAUGCUUUAUCCUUUUUAUAUGGCCGUUGCUUCCUUCUUCUGUGUCAUCCAAGAUACUGUUCACUUAGUCUGGCAGUCUUUCUGCUUUUCAUUAAGCCUCAAAAUCUCCUCUGUUUUACUUGGCAUCACAAGCUGUGCCCUAUAUAUGUAUUUCUGACUUGGCAGGAUAGUUCAGGGGUCUGGUAGUUUUUAUUUACCUUCACUAUUAAAUGAACCUCUGGGAUGUUGCCUUUCCAGGAGCUUUUUGGUAACCAACACUUCUCUCAGAAGUAUAAGAUCAUCCUCUGCACUCUGCUCUGUCAUCAAAGGGCUGCUGGGCAGAGAUACCCCUUCAUGAGAGGUGGUCUUGGUGAGAGGUGUGGAGUCAAGUCUUUUAGGUUGCUUGCCCACAUCACUCUACCUCUGGCCUCUGAUUCUCAACUUUGUACCUCUGUGGCUCCUCUUGUUAAUGCAGUGUUGACUGAUCAAAAAAUAGCAACACGCCUACAGGUUUGCUUAGUUUGGGGACACUGUUACCACCAGAAUGGCUGCUCUGACAAUAUGCCUGGGAACUUUCUCAUAGCUUUUUUUCACAAGGAGGCUGGGCACCCUGUAAAGCCUCAUGCAUUCACACCUUUGCAGCAUGGUUUGUGCCUCAGUGUUAUGUGCACUGGAAUGUUUUUCACUUCACAUUUCCAAGUAGAAAAAGUGUUACGAGCCAGGCAUGGUGGCUCACACCUGUAAUCCCAACACUUUGGGAGGCCGAG
Messenger RNA from Saimiri boliviensis boliviensis (Bolivian squirrel monkey), 1974 nucleotides. It is a transcript of the gene CHP1, whose product is annotated as calcineurin like EF-hand protein 1. Gene Ontology annotation, molecular function: calcium ion binding. The record is from RefSeq and is a predicted model, not a curated record. Lineage: Eukaryota; Metazoa; Chordata; Mammalia; Primates; Cebidae.